AUGGCUCCAUACGAAUCCCUAAUCUCCUUCACCCUCGACUUCACAUGCCCCUGGACCUACCUCGGCAAGCAACGCCUAGAAAAGGCCCUAUCACAAUACCAGCAGGAGCACCCGCCCUCUCCGGACAGCGCAGUCAAUUUCACCCUCACCUUCCUCCCGUACCAGCUGCAGCCGGCCUUUCCGGCCGACGAGGAGCGGGACAGGCGGCGAUGGCUGAGCGAGCUGCACCACGGCGGCUCGGAUGAGGCCACGGCGGCAUUUGCGGAAAAGAUGGCGGCCCUCGGCGCCGAGGAUGGGAUAGCGUUCAAGUCGCUGUCGAUGGGCGUGGUUGCCAACACACUCGAGGCGCAUCGUGUGUUGCACUGUCUGCAGGAGCUGCAGAAGUCCGCUCAAGAUGGGGGAGCAAUCGAGCCGGCGAGGUUUGUGGACAGCGUCUACGAGAGCUAUUUUGAAAGUGGGUGCAGUCCCAGCAGUAGGGAGACUUUGAUGGUGGCCUGCAAAACGGCGGGCGUGUCUGGUGAGACGGCUGCGGGUAUUGUUGAUGGCGACGAGGGGCUGGCCGAGGUAAAGAUGUUGAUGCGGGAGCAGAAGAUGAAUGGUGUCGAUUCUGUUCCGUAUGUUGUUUUUGAGGGGCGCAAGAGGGACUUUACUCUGGUUGGGGCAAGGUCUGUGGAAGAGUAUGGCAAGACUUUGGCAAACAUUGCCAAGGAGAGCUUAUAG
Messenger RNA from Pyricularia grisea, 720 nucleotides. RefSeq lists its product as uncharacterized. Gene Ontology annotation, molecular function: oxidoreductase activity. The transcript is spliced from 2 exons. NCBI's taxonomy places the organism in Eukaryota, Fungi, Ascomycota, Sordariomycetes, Magnaporthales, Pyriculariaceae. The coding region runs from base 1 to 720 and encodes 239 amino acids. The record is from RefSeq and is a predicted model, not a curated record.